Galendromus occidentalis (western predatory mite) is the source of this 1732-nucleotide messenger RNA. RefSeq names its product bifunctional coenzyme A synthase. Gene Ontology annotation, biological process: coenzyme A biosynthetic process. The transcript has 6 exons. Lineage: Eukaryota; Metazoa; Arthropoda; Arachnida; Mesostigmata; Phytoseiidae. The coding region runs from base 13 to 1575 and encodes 520 amino acids. Gene Ontology annotation, molecular function: ATP binding; dephospho-CoA kinase activity. The record is from RefSeq and is a predicted model, not a curated record.
UUCCACACUGGAAUGCUCGUUAUCGCGGCUCCUCUCCAACAAAUCCUGGACACUGUGAGCGCAUUACUGCACGAGGCCCGGCAGCUCGUGGAUCAGACUCUUUACAUUCGUCUUGAGCCCGGAUACCAGUGGCCUUGCAGGAAAACAAUUUUCACAUCGGAGGAGGUGUCCCUGCUUCGCGCGAUCGUCUUGGAUAUUUACAGAGAGGCGGCGAGAGAAUGCAGCCAUCUAGACGUUCGAGUUCUCCAAGGUUUCCUCAAGAACUCGGAUUCGCGAACUAGCUCUCUUGACAAGAAGGUCGAUGUCAUCAUCGCGCAAAACGACUUCGUACACCUCGAGGAAUACGUGAGGGAACUUUUCGCUGUCAUCCCAAGCGUGAGAUUGGUCCCUCCUGUCAUAGCUGCUUCGGGAACAGAAGAUGCUGCGAAGGUUGUCGAUUCGAUUACUUUCGACAGUGUGUGUGUCGGGGGAACGUUUGACAGACUUCACCUCGGCCAUAAACUUCUCCUCAGUGCCGCGGUCGCAAGAGCCACCGAGAGAUUGGUGAUCGGAGUCACCGAUGGAGACAUGAUCAAAAGUAAAGUUCUGUGGGAGCUCAUAGAACCCCUCGAGGUCAGGAUGAGCGCUCUUCGCAAAUGUCUCAAUGACAUGGACCCAACGUUGAAAUACGAUAUUUUGCCAAUCUAUGAGCCUUUCGGUCCAACAAUUCGGGAUCGCAGCUUACAAUGCUUGUGCGUGUCAGACGAAACCAUCAAAGGAGGACUCAAGGUGAACGAAGAGCGCGCGAACAAGGAUUUCCCUCCUAUGGCUCUCUUCAACGUCUCAUUGCUACCAGAGCAGAACAAGAUGGAGAAAUUCAUGGAUGACAAGAUCUCCUCGUCUUCGAAACGAAUCGCUCUGCUAGGCGAAAUCCUCCGCAAACCUCGGGCCCAUCCGAGCUUCCCCGAAUAUCCUUUCGUCGUUGGACUCACUGGCGGAAUCUGUGCGGGGAAGUCGCGUAUACUCACGAUAUUCGAAUCUCUGGGACUGACGUGCAUUUCCGCCGAUAAGUUGGGUCACGAGGCCUAUAGUCCGGGUACAGAGCUGAAUCAAAUCCUCGUCGAUACUUUCGGUACUGCUGUUCGCGCAGCAGAUGGAACGAUAGACCGAAAGGAGCUCGGUGCCAUCGUUUUCGCGGACGCCGACAAGAGAGAUCGGUUGAACCAGCUCGUGUGGCCUGAGAUCGAGAAAUCACUCCAGCGAGAGAUUGCAGGAGCUGGUAGAGCCGGGGCCAGAGUUGUGGUUGUCGAAGCUGCCUUACUGUUCGAGGCAGGCUGGGACCGUUUGGCCCAUCUGGUGUGCUACACACUGAUCUCAGAGAAAGAAGCCAUCUCACGAGUGAUGGUCAGAGAUAAAUGUGGAUAUGAGCUCGCCCUGAAGAAAAUUCAUUCCCAGAAGCCCGCCAAGAUGUUCAUAGAUAGGGCCCACAUGAUCCUGUCAUCCAUGUGGGACGAACGAGCUACGGAGCAACAAGUGCAUCGUGCCUUCGAGGAAAUCGUGGAUCACGUCCAAGGAAUAAAAACGCAUUCCGGAUGAGCAUUUCCUCAAAUGCGCUCAAGUUCGACUGGAAGGCUUUGGCUUCAUACGGGAACGGGAUUUACAUGACGAACGAGCAACGCGAGUCUCGCUCCGGGUUAAUUACUCUCCUUAAGAGAUAGUGACUUCAUCGCUCGAAUUCACGAUGAUGAGCUAC